AUGGAGAGUCUCCCGAUAUAUAGUAUCGCCGCGUUUACCUUUGAACCACUCGCCGCCUCGUUCUGUCCUCCCUACCCAAUGCACCAGCGUCCAACUCAUCCGCGUCUUCACGUUCGCGACGUCCGUGACGCUCUGAUCAUUUUGGAGGCGGUUCGACUCGGGAUCCUCAAACAAGUUACAAGGAGACUUAAUGAUGCCGAGAGGAGCAUGUAUGUUCGCUCGGGCUCGGUCUUCGUCUGGGAGGAGAGCGAAGACGAUGCAGGCAUCAAACGUUGGACAGACGGCUGCAUGUGGAGUCAGAGUAGGAUGAGAGAGCCCUUCCUGUUUUAUGAAGAAAAGGUUCAGGACGAUCGCACGGGUAACGCGACGAGCAAGAAUCGGUCGCAGAGCAUUGGCGAAUCCUCUUCUUCCUCUCUCAGUCCACUGACACCCGCAUUGUCCCCGACUCGCGGCGGACCGAGCAGCCACAGCCAUCAGUCUUCGCCCUCGCACCACGGCUCAGUCCCGCAAGCGUACAGCAAUGCAGUCCAUUCUCCUUUUGGUGAUGGCGCCACUGGUGGUCCCGGGCUCGUCAAGCAAGCCUACUCUGCAUAUGUAACCGCACCGGGCACUUCUAUCCGGAAAAAGUUCCAUUUGACGGCCUAUUUCACGUACGCCGACUUACCGAACCUGCCGACGCUCGAGUCGGAGCCCAUGUUGUGGAAUAUUGUCAUCCCCCAGGGUGUGUACCGGAGUGGGAAGUCGAGAACGUCUGGCCGCAACCUCGCCAACGCCGCAGAGCCGGCUCGUCCUCGAAAGGUCGUCACACAUGGCACUGGCGAUUCGUCACCCUCUCCCACCUCGUCUCCGUCCAGCAUCGGACACUCCCCCCUGGCACACUGGCCCGGUGCUCGCCGUGGGUCGGGCUCGUACUUUGACCCUUCGACGAGCGACAGCGCUUAUGCGUCGGUCACGCACACGUCUUCGUACGCAAGCACGUCACUUGCAGCUGGCGCGUCGUCGAGCUCACGGAUGACCUCUCCGCAUCUCGAAGCGUUUGCGUCCAUCCCACGAUUGCCACCCGUAUCUUCGCUCGCCCUGGAGCCGAGUGGAAACUGUAGAGGCCGGAACUCGGAGGAUAAUCGAGUUAUCAGCAUGCUCAACUCUCGCGGUAUCCCAUAG
This is a messenger RNA of Serendipita indica DSM 11827, 1161 nucleotides long. Lineage: Eukaryota; Fungi; Basidiomycota; Agaricomycetes; Sebacinales; Serendipitaceae. The record is from the annotation of a GenBank genome assembly.